Aethina tumida (small hive beetle) is the source of this 5473-nucleotide messenger RNA. RefSeq lists its product as uncharacterized. Gene Ontology annotation, molecular function: protein binding. Lineage: Eukaryota; Metazoa; Arthropoda; Insecta; Coleoptera; Nitidulidae. Bases 93 to 4721 code for a protein of 1542 amino acids. The transcript has 12 exons. The record is from RefSeq and is a predicted model, not a curated record.
CACCAGUUCGAAAUGGUAUGACAAGUGAGUAAAACGCAAUGUUUAUAGUGUGUAAGUGAAUCUAGUGUUAGUUUAAAUAAAAUAGUGUAAAUAUGGCGUAUGUGAAUGUAAAAGAUUGGUCCGUUGACCAGGUUACCGAUUGGAUCAAGGGUUUGGACAAUGUUAUUUUGAAAUACGCCGCGUCAUUUUUGAAUAAUGGCGUGACGGGUCAUCAGCUUUUGAACCUGCGAGCUGAGGAUUUGGAACAUCUCGGCGUGAAGACCUUAGGCCAUCAGGAGAUCAUACUGGAAGCAGUCGAGCACCUUAGAAAUUUUCAUUACGAAUUAGAUAAGGAAAACUUGCAGAUGUUAGCGUUAAAGCUAUCGUGUGCCGCCAACUCACUAUUCAAGGAACUAUUACUCCAGGACGAUGAUGCAAAGCUGACCAAUCAAAUAACCACAGAUGUGCACAACGUGAUCAAUGCGGUGAAACCACUGGCCUGUUGGAUGGACAGGUCCCCUUUCGCAGGCGAUAAAGAGUACAACGAAAACAAAUAUGCGCUUUUACAACUCAGUAGCAAAAUGGCAACAAUAGCUUUAAGAGAUAUUUUUUCUCAACAACCAGUAAGAGCUAUUCGAAAAAUUUGCGAAGAACUAUCAAAGAAAGCCGAUGAUAUUAUCCAGGUGAUGUCCGACCCGAUGAUAUUACAACCCGCAUCCCUCGAUUUGGCAACAUUAAAAAAGAAAGAGCAGGAUUUAGGUUUCCUAAUUAUGCCCUGCAAUCAUGCCAUCCAUCAAAUAUGCGAAAUUAAAUACGGGUAUCCCGCUCACAGCUGCAAUAAAAUAGAAAAUGGAGACGAAAUAGUACAAGUUAACUACCAAACGGUGGUUGGUUGGCACAGAAAAAAUGUGAUGCUGUUAAUUCGGGAAUCGCCACCAGAAAUCGUGCUUACCUUAAAGAAACGACCAAGACACACGAAAGUUUACGGACAGAUAUACAUGAAACCUUACAGGUUGCCGAGCAAGAAACGGGGAGGUCAAAAUUGGUCCAGAUGGAACGACAAUCUUCCCUCUCCUAGACUUAUGCCCAUACACGAUUUACCACCGUUAAAUAUUCCCAAGUUGUGUCCAACUGUGGAGGAACCCGUCGACGUUGAAAGCACCAGCAGUAGUGACAGCGAACCCCCUGACAGUCCCAUUGAUGGCGAAGGUAGAAUGUAUCCACUAAAGCCUAGACCAAUAUUGCAAAGGAGAAAUACCAUAACAGGUGCCACACCAACAAGCAAAAGACCUUAUUUACCAAUUGAAUACUGGGAGCUGUACAAAACUAACAACUCUAGUACACACGCCAGUUCCUAUCACAUAGACAGUGUAAUGAACAUUGAAGAACAGUUUCUCCGUGACAAAAGCGUUUCUUGCAACGUGGGUCUAGAUAAACGACCGACCACAGUUAUCGGAUUAGCCAGCAGGAAUACGUCAUUUAAAAAAAGCUUUAAAGACAAAACGAAAAAGAAAGUCAACUUUGACGAGAAUAAUCAAAUCGGUGAUACAAGUGAUAUUAAAAAAGAAGAAAACAAAGAAAAUUCCUUAAAUGUACCUGAAACUAAUUUAGACGAAGAAAAAAGCGUCAGUGUAAAUAGUUUAACAAGCUUAAACAAUGAGAAGAUUUCAUUUAUCGACGAAGGUAGAGAUUUGACUGACCGUUCCAGCAUGAUAUCGGAUUGGAAGAAUGAAAUAGUUGAAGAAACCAUUGCGUCCAUUAAUAUGAAACCUGUUGAAACAAUUAACGAAAAUGUAGGACAAUCAAAUCCUUCUAUCAAAGAUAUUAUAAAAAGAUUUGACAAUCAACCAAAAGUGUUGCCUAGGUCACAGGUCAAAAAACCACCUGAGGUUCCCCAAAAACCUAAACCUGCUGUGCCACCCAGAUCAGCUACUACUAAAUUACGAGGUAAAUUAGAUAAAAGUCACAGUACUCCAGCUUAUGACUUAACAGAAGAAGAUGCAACCACCGAUAAUUAUGUUGUGGAUAAAACUAUACCAUUAACCAAGCUACCUGAUGUAAUACCCACUAUACAAGAAACAAUUAAAGAGGUUCCUCGAGAACAAGAUGCUCCGUUUACCGAGACGAAUUACGAAUUGGGCAUACCUAUUGUGGAGUCUCCAAGUCUAGUUAAGACUGAAAUCAGCAAGUCGCAGGAGUUGUUGUUACUCAAAGACAAUCCAGUGGACAUCAUCAAAGAAGACUUACCACCAAAACCACCUCCAAGAAACCUGGAUGUACCCAAGCCAGCUUAUCCAGCAGACUCUCCCAAACCACAAAAUCUACUGGAUUUAGCUAAAAGCCAACAAGUCACAAAACUAGAACAACCUCCCAAGCAAAUAUUUGAUUUUCCCGAACCCAAAACUCCCGACCACAAGCCAGAUCUUUCUAAUACUUCUCUAGAUCUGGCCAUACAACAAACUGGAACAAUUAUGGGCAAGCUCAUUUAUGAGGAAAAACCAGUUAAAUCGUUUGAACCCAAAAUUGUAUCAACUCCAGUAACAAAGGCCAAGAUGGAUUUUAGCGAAGCAGAAACAUUCCAACACAAAAGUAACUAUGAAGUACAAAAACCCCUUACAUAUGAAACACAAAAGAGUUUGAAUUAUGAAUUACAAAAAAGUUACGACGCCCAAAAAGUGUCACCAACUAAUUCAAUUGUUAAGGCAAUGAUUUCGAGCAAAGGCAAGGGGGCAAAGAAGAAAAAUACGUUGACAGCAAAAAGAAGAAAGGUAACAGUAAACGACCUAAGUCCAUGUGAUAUUCAAGGAUUUCUGUAUCAGAGACUUAGAAGUAAAAACAAUAUUCAUUGGACAAAGAGGUGGUUCGUCCUAUUGGGGAAUUAUUUAUAUGGGUUUAAAACAAAAGAAGAUCCCAGAGCAGCUUGUCUGAUAUUUCUCUCUGGCUACACAGUGGCUGUGGCAAACGAGGUCAAAUCGAGGUCGCAUGCUUUCAAAGUUUACCACACGGGAACUGCAUUUUAUUUCUCGGCUGACGAUUCAGAAACAUUACAGUCGUGGAUUGAACUUAUAAAACCAGCGACAAUGCACAGUGAUAGCUCGAACUCACAGGAUGGUGCUCUAUAUUCCGAAACCGACGAGUCUGACUCAGAAAAACCUAAGCCUGCUUUUAAUGACAAAAAUGAUUCGUUAAAGAAAUUCGGUAGCCUAAAAAAAUUUACUUCAAAGAAAAACAGUGAUAAUACUCAAAGCGGCAGUACCAGUUUGGAUAGAAAGUGGUUUUUUAAGUCCUCCAGUAGCAGUUCAUCAAAGAAUUCCAUACCAGUACCAACAGCACAAUUCAGGUCUUACAGAAAAAUUAGGAACGAAACUGAAAAAAGUGUUACCACUGGAAAUUUUACUUCACAUGUUGCACUAUUUACCCCACCAGCGUUACCUGCAUCCCAAAACGUAAGCGUUCCUAAUCUCACAGUGGAAAAUAUACCAGUAAAACAACCUGAACCGAAAAAUAGGCCACAAAAGAAUUUACCAAUUAAUAAUAUACAUGCCAGUAAUCCAAGUUUGUGCAAUAUUAGCGAUUUUAAUGUUCCUUCUUUUCCCAAGAAGUCCUAUAAUAAACCUCCAAAUGAAAGUUUUCAUAUGACCUUGGAGGAGCUAAUGGUACAAGAAAACGCACAAAAGAUGCUUAAUCCCCAUGUAAUAGCAGAAAUGGAAAAAAAUUUAACUCUUAUUAAACCUGACGUAGUUUAUGGUGAAAUUCCAAUUAGACAUCCUGAGAAACAACCUGAGGAAAUAUCUAAGGAACCUCUCCAACCAUCUCAUUCCCGUCAGUCUUCCACUUCUAGUUCUCAAAAUACAGACAAACAUGAUACUAGUUGUUUUGGUAAGAGACUAGGAUCUUUAAAGAAAUCUCACCAUAAAGACAACCAUGAUUUCGAUAGCAAAACAGCCACAUACCCAAAGUCGGGCAAUAAAAACCAAGACACAAGCAAAUCGUAUGAUAACAAAAUGAAUAGGUCGUUACCAAGACAGCAUAAACUCCAAGAAAAUUGUAAGCAAUAUGAUGAUAUUGUGUAUUCAGAUUUUAAAAAGGAACGUUCUUACGAAAUGAUUUAUUGCCCCAAAACCGUCAACGAUGUACAGUUUGCACAAAAUCGAUCCUUAGACGAACAAAUGUAUCACGGUACUCCUAAAAAGUCGCAUAAGAUAAAAAAGCAACACAGUUUUACAUCAUCAGAUAAAAAAUCUAAACACGACAGUCUAUUACAUAGUACAAAGGUAUCCGAUUCGUCAACCUCCAAACUAAAACUGAAAUCAGCCACCCAGUACACACCCAUGUCUUUACCACUAAGUCAAGACUCCAGGGCGAAACCAAAACUUGCCUUUGAAUUAAAUUUAGACGAAAAGUCUGGUAAAAGUGGGAAAUUUAAUAAGUUAUUAGGGAAUAAAUCGGAAAGCAAAAAGGAGAAAACAUUUUUUGGAUCGCCUAAACUGCACAGGGCCAUAUUUAAAAAGAACGAUUCUAGGAGUGAACUCAACUGGCCAAGCACCUCAACGCCACCGAUUAUGAUGUCACAGAGCACGUAUUCAUUGGAACACUCGCCGCCAAGCAAUUCUGAACCGGCCUCGAUGAAUAUCAGUCCCCAAGCUGAUUAUCCGGGUCUGAAGUAUCCACCUGUAUUUGAGCCAGAGACAUAUUCUCUUGCCGAUCCGCAAAGCAUAACACGUAAAGCACAACAAAAUUGAAUUGUUUUAUAUCCGUUCUUUAGACUAAAUAUAAAAUAUUAGGACUGACGUAUUAGAGUGAUAAAUAUAGUAUUAUAUAUUAAAUUUAUAUUUUAAUCAAUAUUAAUCUUAUGAAAGAGUGAUUUUAAAUAGUUUUGCGUUGUUGUACCACACAUGAAAGUCGUCCAAGUUUGUGCCUUAUAUAAUAUUAAUAAUAUUUCGUUAAAUAGUUUUGUCAAUAGUAAUUGUUGAUAUUUUAUACACAAUGCUUUGCAUAUAUCAUUUAAGAUAAUCAUAUUAUUUGCUUUAAAUUAAGCAAUUUAAAAUUCAUAUGAUGAAUUUGUGUUUUUAAAUGAGUAUAAUAACUACUUAUUACAAUUCAAUUAUGUUUGACUUCCUUGUGAUAGAAUUAUUUUAUAAGAAUGUACAUAUAAAUUAUAUAAGUUUUUUAUUAAAUAUUCAUAUAUUAUUGAAACUAUUCUUUUGAAAAUAAAAGUUUAUAUGAUGAAUAAAAGAUUUUUUUUAGAAAUUUCGGGUAGUUCAGUUUGUAGAUGCCAUCAGUUCAGGUUAACCAUGAUAAUGAGAAAAUAUACAUAUAGUAUGUCCUCAAAUGAUAGGUUACCUCUUGAAGACAUUUUGUAUGAUACUUGUUACACAGUAUUAUUUUAUUUGUAAAUAGAAAAGUUUGUAGUUUUAUAUAGGUUUUGUUAUAUAUUGCUUUUAUAUAGUAUGUGCCAAAAUCAUUCACCAUUUAUUAAUAUAUUUAUAAAAGU